This is a messenger RNA of Bactrocera dorsalis (oriental fruit fly), 1298 nucleotides long. Its product is annotated as probable basic-leucine zipper transcription factor N. NCBI's taxonomy places the organism in Eukaryota, Metazoa, Arthropoda, Insecta, Diptera, Tephritidae. The record is from RefSeq and is a predicted model, not a curated record. The transcript is spliced from 2 exons. Bases 72 to 1148 code for a protein of 358 amino acids.
CAACUAGAUUGGUCAAAUCCUAAAGUCAACCGUUCAACCAACUCAACUUUAGCAUCAAACUAGGCGACAAGAUGAAGAUCUUUGUGACUAUUUCGCUAACACUGGCCGCGCUUGCAACCGCGGAUAUUUCACUACGCAAUGGCUAUAAUUAUCAAGUGCAACAACCACUGAUCUCACAGAUAGUCAACUCGCUUGCCCAACAACAGCAACAGCAGCAGCAACAACAGCCGCAACAUCUGCCAGGUAGCAUUCACAACCCCAUGCAAAUAACUCAACCCAGUCAGCAAUAUAUACCCGCAUUGCAACAAUCGAGACGGCCCUUAUUACCACAACAACAAUUGCCGUCACUGCCACCACAACAACAGCUGCAAGCACUAGCGCAUAUACAGUCACAACCACCACAACAACAAGUACAAUCACCACCACUGCAACAACCCCUCGGACGUUUGACGCAAAACCCUGUGGCAUUACCGAUGCCAUCUAACUUCCCCUCGUCAGCAGGUUUCCAAGUGCCCAUUGCACCAGUGAGCGCUAGCAAGCAGUCGCGCCGCUUGCGAUCACGCGUCAAGGUGCCAAAGAAGGCUAUAGUCACCAAGAGUUUCUUCAUACACUCAGCACCCGAGGAGAAUGAGGAGGAGGUUCAGGAUGAACUCAAUCAAUUGGCUGCUCAACCACGCAAACACUACAAUGUACUGUUCGUGAAGACACCAGCGCAAACCAGUAAGGCUGCGGCUGUCAAUCUGGCCAAGGCGUUGAAUGAGGAAAAGACUGUUGUUUAUGUGUUGUCGAAGAAGACCUCAGCCGCUGACUUGCAGGAUGCCAUACAAGAGGCACCACAACACAUUAACAAACCCGAAGUGUUCUUCAUUAAAUAUCGCACACCCGAGGAGGCGGCCAAUGCACAGCGACAAAUCCAAUCGCAAUAUGACAGUUUGGGCGGUACCUCUACCAUUACCGAUGAAGGUUUGGCGCCAGUCACUUCAGUUGUGGGCUCACUCGAUGCAUCCGAGGAGGAAGAUGUCGAAGACGAGCAACAGUUGGUUCAACAACAGCCGGCCGCUCAAGAUGGUUCAUACGAAGAUCAAUUCCCAAAUGCCAUCAAUCCACCAGCCAGUGGUCAGUACUUACCACCCCUAAAUCAGUACUAAAGAUCUUCAUUUUGCUAAUGAAUGCUUCAUGUUAGUUGUUAUGAAUUUAUGUGAGAGAGUUCAAGAAAACAUUCCACAACUUUCUUUUGUUAAUCUAGUUUUAAGUUUGUAGAAAAUUAAGUGCACAUUUGCAAAUAAAAAUUAACCUUC